GGUCGUUCUUGGUCAGUGGUUAUUGGUAGUGAGCGGCUUUUUAAUUUCUUUGCUGCCGAUUAUUGUAAAAAGCUUUGCUAAAUUUAGUACAAAAUGCCUAAACAUAAGCCUACCAAGGACGAAAGCUCCGACUCCGAUUCAGGUCCAGAGGAUAGAGGACCGAUAAAGAAGCCGAAAUCCGAUGUUAAACCAAAGCCUAGUAACUCCAGUGAAGAUGAAAAUAGCUGGGACUUGGGGAAAAACCGUUUCGUUAAGCUGUCAGAGUUCAAAGGUAAAUGGUACGUUAACAUAAGGGAGUUCUACAACGAUGAUGGUGAGCUGAAGCCAGGUAAAAAGGGUAUCAUGCUGACCAUGGAGCAGUGGCAGAAGUUCAAGAACUGCAUAAGCGAAUUGGAUGACGCCAUAAAGAGAAACGUCUAGGUUAAGCACUAUUUAUUCCCCGUUUGUUCUGUAUGUUAGGAUGUUGUCUUUAAAUGAGUUGUUUGUUGGCUUUGUAAAGUGGUUUAGUCUCUUAAGGAUUAAAGUUUUUUUGUACCAGUGUACCUAAUAAAUAAAAUAUUAAUACAA
Messenger RNA from Anoplophora glabripennis (Asian longhorned beetle), 567 nucleotides. RefSeq names its product activated RNA polymerase II transcriptional coactivator p15 (gene Ssb-c31a). Bases 94 to 420 code for a protein of 108 amino acids. The transcript has 2 exons. Gene Ontology annotation, molecular function: DNA binding; transcription coactivator activity. Lineage: Eukaryota; Metazoa; Arthropoda; Insecta; Coleoptera; Cerambycidae. Gene Ontology annotation, biological process: positive regulation of transcription initiation by RNA polymerase II. Gene Ontology annotation, cellular component: nucleus; transcription regulator complex. The record is from RefSeq and is a predicted model, not a curated record.